Messenger RNA from Aspergillus vadensis CBS 113365, 1501 nucleotides. RefSeq lists its product as uncharacterized. Bases 481 to 1338 code for a protein of 285 amino acids. Lineage: Eukaryota; Fungi; Ascomycota; Eurotiomycetes; Eurotiales; Aspergillaceae. The record is from RefSeq and is a predicted model, not a curated record. The transcript has a single exon.
GAGCUUGAUGAUAAGGUGAUGCAGCCUGAUGAGUCGGAAUCGGAGUGAUUUACAAUAUUUCUUGAUCCGGAGUAUGCGAGGAUGCGAUCGCCCGCGGCAAUAUACCGAUCCUUAUCGCGCGUUUAACAGACUGGUGGGAGACACGCUAUGAGGGUCCGUGGUCGCGAAUUUGCAGGUCUAAUGCUGGACUUGGCCCACUGAGCUUGGCGACUCAGUGUUUCAGCAUUCUUGAUGCUGGGUGGGCUGCGCUUGGUCCUAAGUUUUGGGCUGGCGCGCCUUCCUUGCUAAACCAUCUCGCAGCGCCUACUUCUCUAGAAUUCGCAACAGUCACGCAGUAUAUCAGAAGCUCUCAAACUCUGCUGAGUCGUUGGAAGAGUUCACCUAAACACACUCGCAAUAUCCUACAUUCUUAUCAACGAUCCUGCUUGCACAGUCUUUACCCCUCACACUUUCUUACAGAGGCCUCCCUAAUAUGACAACAUGGAUAAGACCAGAAUUGGCUACAUUGAUUGCAGGGUCCAACCCGGGAAAUUCUCCCAGGAACCAGUCGGUACCCCCAAGCGCAUAAAGCCUGCAUUCGAUACACGGUUUUUCAAGGGCGUGUACUAUCUGGAUGGAGAACUUGCCGGUGCCAUCCCAACCUCAAUCGAGCUCAAUAUCAUUGAUCAGCGGACUUUGGUGGUCUGCGGCAUAAUGGAGCGCGCAUACCCUAAUGACUCCCGAGUUCCCCCGUCGGAACUAGCAGCGCUUGAAAACGAUAUGGACGCGGUGCUGCAGCAGAUAUUAGGUGCAAUAGAAAAGGACCACGAAAAUCCACAAUAUGAGACGGCUGGAAUCGGGGACGACAUCCCUUCCAGUGAAGAAGCUCAGGUGUCCUCAGACGGACAAAGCGGUACGGAUCUCGAAGUAACGUCGAAACCGGCUUUGCCGCGAGAGAAAAAUCGCCAGGGCGAGGGGAGUCGACAGAAUUUGCGUGUCUACAUAACCCCGCAACUUCGAGAAAAAGACAAAGGAAAGGGCCUGGCCAAAGGAAUUUUGCGGAAGCCAGGAAAUGACAAUGACGAGCCUGGGAGUGACGAUGAUCUGCAGGAUCGAACAGACUUCGAUGAGCGGACCAACCUACACGAUGACUAUGGUGAACACCCGGAUCCCUCAAAGACCUGGGUCUGGCUGUUGGCUGAACGAAGGGUUGGCCGGUUCUUUCGCUCCUUCCGCUUCAAGAGACCGAUCAACUGGAAUGCCGCGCAAAGCCUCUUUAUGGGAGGUCUUCUUCUCCUGAAGCUUCCGGUGGUUGUGGUGCCGAAGAAACGCGUUCAUUUCGAGCUGGUUUGUGAUUAGGAUAGUGCUAGCAUGCUAUUGUUCAUGCUGGUAGGUAGAUAGUGAUCAGAUAGCCAAGGAUACUGAUAUUAUCUAACAUGUCGGGUCGCUAGUGACAGAAGGUAUAAUCAACUGAUUGAAGAUACCCGUAAAGACCGACCGCAAAUGAUCCAAUGCAUAUUCU